CCAUUAUAAAUGGGCGGUCUGCCCUAAAUGUCUCGCAUCCAUCGAAACCCCACUUUAUUAGCACCAACCCCGUCUCCUUCCUCCAUUCCUCCGCUGCUAGAACCUUCUAGAAGCUCUCCUCCUCCUCCCAUGGCGGCGACGAUCGUGUCCGUCAAGGCGCGCCAGAUCUUCGACAGCAGGGGCAACCCCACCGUCGAGGUCGAUGUGUGCUGCUCAGAUGGAACCUUUGCAAGGGCUGCAGUUCCCAGUGGUGCAUCAACUGGUGUCUAUGAAGCUCUCGAAUUGAGGGACGGUGGAUCUGAUUACUUGGGAAAGGGUGUUUCCAAGGCUGUCGACAAUGUGAACUCGGUUAUUGCCCCAGCUCUGAUUGGCAAGGACCCUACGUCACAGGCUGAGCUUGAUAACUUCAUGGUUCAGCAGCUUGAUGGAACCAAAAAUGAGUGGGGGUGGUGCAAGCAGAAGCUUGGUGCUAAUGCAAUCCUGGCUGUGUCACUGGCCAUUUGCAAAGCUGGAGCUAUCAUCAAGAAGAUUCCUCUGUACCAGCACAUUGCCAACCUUGCUGGAAACAAGCAACUGGUUUUGCCCGUACCUGCAUUCAACGUCAUUAACGGUGGAUCACAUGCUGGAAACAAGCUUGCCAUGCAGGAGUUCAUGAUCCUUCCUACUGGGGCCGCUUCAUUCAAGGAGGCCAUGAAGAUGGGUGUUGAAGUGUACCACAACCUGAAGUCUGUUAUCAAGAAGAAGUAUGGUCAGGAUGCCACCAAUGUUGGUGAUGAAGGUGGUUUUGCUCCUAACAUUCAGGAAAACAAGGAGGGUCUUGAGCUCUUGAAGACUGCAAUUGAAAAGGCUGGAUACACUGGCAAGGUUGUCAUUGGAAUGGAUGUUGCUGCUUCGGAAUUCUACAAUGACAAGGACAAAACCUAUGACCUUAACUUCAAGGAGGAGAACAAUGAUGGUUCACAAAAGAUAUCUGGUGAUAGCCUGAAGAAUGUAUACAAGUCAUUUGUCAGUGAAUACCCCAUUGUCUCGAUUGAGGAUCCGUUUGACCAGGAUGACUGGGAACACUAUGCUAAGAUGACCGCUGAAAUUGGAGAGCAAGUGCAGAUUGUCGGUGAUGACCUCCUUGUCACCAACCCAACAAGGGUGGCAAAGGCAAUCCAGGAGAAGUCAUGCAAUGCUCUUCUGCUGAAGGUUAACCAAAUUGGAUCUGUCACUGAGAGUAUUGAGGCCGUGAAGAUGUCAAAGCGUGCUGGCUGGGGUGUGAUGACCAGCCACAGGAGUGGUGAGACUGAGGAUACCUUCAUUGCUGAUUUGGCUGUUGGUUUGGCCACGGGUCAGAUCAAGACUGGAGCACCCUGCCGAUCAGAGCGCCUUGCCAAAUACAACCAGCUUCUUAGGAUUGAGGAGGAGCUUGGUGCGGCUGCUGUCUACGCUGGUGCCAAGUUCCGCGCACCCGUGGAGCCCUACUAAACUUGAUGGUGAAGACAGGAUGCUCAUUUCUAUCCGUAAUUGACUUCCCGGUCGAACUCUAGUUAAAAAGCUCGUAGAAUCGAGAAAUAAAUCCUCCACUGUAUGAGCGGAUAUGUACCCCCAAACUUGCUCCAAUUUUGGUGAUGUGUAGUUCUGAGCUUGCGUGUUCUCUGAACCUGUUGGAUCUUUAAUACAGAGAGUAUGGCUUUUGUUAUUA
Molecule: messenger RNA, 1687 nt
Organism: Oryza sativa Japonica Group (Japanese rice)
Lineage: Eukaryota; Viridiplantae; Streptophyta; Magnoliopsida; Poales; Poaceae
Source: RefSeq, a predicted model, not a curated record